Molecule: messenger RNA, 1445 nt
Organism: Archocentrus centrarchus (flier cichlid)
Lineage: Eukaryota; Metazoa; Chordata; Actinopteri; Cichliformes; Cichlidae
Gene: tmem253
Product: transmembrane protein 253
Exons: 7
Coding region: 141-779 (212 amino acids)
Cellular component (GO): membrane
Source: RefSeq, a predicted model, not a curated record
AUUUUCUGUGUGGUCUAAGAAGUAACUUUUUAGAGCUGAGAAAAGCUGUUUAAUGUAUGUUAUUCUAGUUGGACAGAUAUUUUGUGUUGAUAUGAAAGCCUGUGGAUAAAUAAACAAGAGCUUUACAAGAUCUGGGCAAGAUGAGGCAGAACAUGUUUCAGGAGGGGCUGUACCAUGUUUUUUUUAAGGAUACACCCUCACCACACCCCCAAACUCAGGUUACUAAUAACGGGGAGCUAAGCAAUGCCAGGAUUCAUCGUUGGUUCGGGACUGUGGUUAAUACUAGACUUUUAGUCAGUGGGGUGGUUCAAAUCCUCAGCGCCUUAGCUUGCAUACUAACCACAAUCACCCAUGCGUGUGUGAGCUACAGCUGUGCUGUCUCCAUGACAGUACCAGCAUGGUCAAGCAUAUUUUAUGUGGCUGCUGGAUGUAUGGCAAUGGAGGCUCAAAGAAAAGCAAAUAAAUUGAAGAUCAUCGCUCUGAUGGGCGUGAACGUCUUUAGUCUUGUGUUUGGAUUCUCGGCUUUGCUGGCCAACGGUAUCAGAUCUGUACAAGCUGUCACACUCACCUACCAACAGCGUUCUGGUUCUUAUGUUGCAAGGGCAAGCUCCAUAGUGUUCACUGUACAUUGUUUCUUUGCAUCAUUCUACAUACUUUUCCUGUCCUGGAGGGGCCUGCGUCGCUACAGUUCCCCCCACUUUCAGGUUUACAGCCGUGUCUCACAGGAUCUGGAUGAAACCAACGGGCCUCUCCUGGAACAAGCGGAAUUUAAUCUGUGAAACUAAAAGACCUGAAAUCUCUUUCUCAGAUUUCCCAUGCUUGCACAUUGUCUGCAAACUUAGUUACUGUUAUUAAAUUGCAAUCCUAACAGUGCUGCAGAUGUGAUAGACAGGAGCCUAUCCUCCAGACAACCAUUCAUUCUCAAACUCACACCCAGGGCCAAUUUUGAAACAUCAGUUAAUCUAACAUGCAUGUCUUUGGACAGUGAGAGGAAGCUGGAUUAUGCGGAGAGAGCCCACAUAGCUCCACACAGACUUCAUCCACACAGCGAAAGACUCCAAUUGGUCUGCGGAUUCAUACUCAUAUAGUAAACAUUUCCAUGUAAAUUUGUCAAUAAAAACUAGCUUUAAAAAAAUUAAGAAACUUUAAUGGUUAAAACUGUUGUCAUAUUGUUUUGAUUUUCUUUGAUUACUCAGAUGUUAUUCUGCUGAGGACAGUAGAGGGCAGCAUUGCCACAGAUUUUUCCAGUCCAGUGGGAUAUUCUGAUCUACUGCAGUAGUUUAGUGUAAAACUGGUACUAAUACAUUUUAGUUUAUAAUUUAAGUUUUCAGACAUUAAUAUUGGCAGGACUCUGGAUACCAACUUGUUGAAUGAGAAGACACAGUGAUCUAAUGAAUGAGCAACACGUUCUCUAAUUGUAACCCAGCCAUCGCUGACUGUAAAUA